AUGUGGUUACGCGGUGUGAGAGGAUCCCUUGCAUAUUUGAAGGCGACCGGAAGGUCCUGUAGACCACAAUGGCUUUCGGAAGCAUGUUUCCUAUCUGAUAUCCCGUCCAAGAAACCGAAGCUUGCUCCUCUCCAGGAGCGGAAAAUGAUCGACCGUUUUAAGCUUUGGGCUAAAGGAGGUGACGGGGGAAAUGGUUGUACUAGCUUCCGCCGAAGCCGCCAUGAUCAUCGUGGCAUACCUGACGGUGGAAAUGGAGGAAGAGGCGGCGACGUAAUAUUAGAAUGUUCAACUUCAGUUUGGGACCUUAGCAGUCUGCAGCACCACAUUAAUGCAAAGGGAGGCAGACAUGGGGCUCCAAAGAAUAUGAUAGGCAGCCGAGGGGACAACAAGGUAGUCCAAGUUCCCGUUGGUACUGUAAUUCAUCUUAUUGAGGGUGAAAUUCCAUGUGUCGUGGAAAAGCAUUCUUCUGAGGAGUUGUACCCGUGGGAUGUUCCGGGUUCUCUUGAUAACCAUUCUGUCGAACCAUCCUCCCAAAUCGGUUCGGUUAAUGCUAACAAUACCGCAGCUUCUAAUGCUGGAACUGGCUCUGGUAUAAUGGCACCACCUUGCAGCAAGAAAUCUGAAGUUAUGGAUGAAGUAUCCUGUAAUGGAAUGGAGAAUCUGGUCAGCGGUGAUGAUUUGUCAGAAAUAGCGGGGGAAAUAGAAGCAGAGGCGGCCUCAGAUAUACAAUACAGUGUUGCUGAAUUGACAGAACCUGGACAACAAGUAAUUGUUGCACGUGGAGGUGACGGUGGCCUUGGUAAUGUCUCGUUGUCUAGAGUUCCUCAAAAGAGAGUCAAAAAUGCCAAUUCCAUAGACAACGAUGAGCGCGCAAGAUUAAGAAUUGGCACACCUGGUUCUGAGGCCGUUCUUUUGUUAGAGCUGAAGAGCAUUGCUGACGUGGGCUUCGUUGGGAUGCCGAAUGCAGGGAAAAGCACACUACUUGGGGCCAUAUCAAGGGCUAGACCUGCCAUCAGUCAUUAUGCAUUCACGACAUUGAGGCCUAAUCUAGGGAAGUUAAACUACGAAGAUGUUUCCAUUACAGUUGCCGAUAUCCCAGGACUGAUAAGGGGAGCUCACGAGAAUCGUGGACUUGGGCAUGCUUUUCUGCGACACAUAGAACGGACGAAAGUUCUUGCUUAUGUUCUUGAUUUAGCCGCUGCUACAGAUGGUAGAAAAGGACUUCCACCUUGGGAACAGCUUAAAGAUUUGGUUAUGGAGCUUGAGUAUUAUCGUGAGGGUCUGUCUAACCGGCCGUCCUUAAUUGUUGGAAAUAAAAUUGAUGAAGAAGGAGCCGAACAAGCGUUCAAAGAAUUAAAACAACGGGUUCGGGGUGAAGUGCCCAUGUAUCCAGUGUGUGCUGUUCUGGGUGAGGGUGUAGCAGGGAUUAAAGAUGGUCUUAGAAUGCUUGUGAGUGGAAGGGAACCACAUGCACGACUCAGUUUGGAUGACAUUGUGGUCGAUUAG
This is a messenger RNA of Oldenlandia corymbosa var. corymbosa, 1506 nucleotides long. The record is from the annotation of a GenBank genome assembly. NCBI's taxonomy places the organism in Eukaryota, Viridiplantae, Streptophyta, Magnoliopsida, Gentianales, Rubiaceae.